AUGAACUCGCUACUAUUAACCUGCAUCCUCCUGGCCUCCGCCUCCUACCUGGCCGCGGCCGACGGCCUCACCGACGACGAUCUCAUUUCCAUCGUCAACAAAAUCCAAGUCGAGGGCUUUUACAGUCAGAGCAUGAACAUGACCGUCGCCCGGAGGAAACCGUGCGUCGAGGUAGCAGCACGGAACGUUGACAUCAAACAAGCUUACGGUGAGUUGCGAUCACUUUUUGAAUUUCGUGAUUUUAUCAAUUAUUUUGAUUGGAAAAUGCUUUUAUUCUUUAACUUAUAGUAGGCAUAACCUAUAUAUAGUAGGCAUUACUUAUCAAUAACUUAUGAAUCAAAACUUUUUAUCUUUGAGCAACUUUAUACCCAAAAAUCCCUUAUCACAACAUAACUUAUCAACCCAAUUCCAGGCAAAUACUCCAAAACUUUCGUCGAUGUAGACCCAGCACAGCGCUUCGACGUGAACUACUGUUCGACGCUGGAGAACGUUGGCUCGUGCGCCGACGACUCGACGUGCGCCACCGUGUUCACAUGGCAAAAGGUGCGAGUACGACCGGCGGGUGCGCGCCGCGUCCAGUGGGUAGGCGAGGAGGUGCUCCUACCCACCAGCUGCAUGUGCGUCAUGGGCAACUCGGACGUGCCCAUCAUCAUACUGUAG
Messenger RNA from Bursaphelenchus okinawaensis, 660 nucleotides. NCBI's taxonomy places the organism in Eukaryota, Metazoa, Nematoda, Chromadorea, Rhabditida, Aphelenchoididae. The record is from the annotation of a GenBank genome assembly.